Messenger RNA from Durusdinium trenchii, 1318 nucleotides. NCBI's taxonomy places the organism in Eukaryota, Dinophyceae, Suessiales, Symbiodiniaceae. The record is from the annotation of a GenBank genome assembly.
CAGCUUUCCAAAGUUCCUGGCUGGUUUUGUGGUUUCACCAGGCCAUUCAUAGUCUCGCUCGCCCGAGCAAUUCAUCCUUUCCAUGGAGGCCCAUCACGACAAUGUCGGUCGCAUGAUCGCUGCUGUUUUCGACGAAGACCAGGCGCACCUGUGGCGCACCACUGCCGCUUGGGCGAUUGCCUGCGCGACGCUCUUCGUCACAGUCCUUGAAGGACUUCCGGCCGUGCUCCCUGCGUUGGGCCGCCUGUCGCGUGAGCAGCGCCUGCAGCUGUCGCAGAUGACGGUGAACUUUUGCGACCAUGCCAUUUUGGGUCCCAUGGCAGUCCAUGUGAUGGUCAAUGGCAACAUGAAACUGGUGAGCGGCACAUCGGCGACCAUCGAUUGGAUCUCCAUGAGUGUGCUGGGCUUUUGCACCUAUGAUCUCACCGUGCGAGUGCUGUUCUGGCGCGUGUUGUGGCGCAAUUCGUAUUUUGCACACCACGCGCAGUCGGUGAUCUGCUUGGGGACAGCCACACUGGUGCAGCUGUUGGGCUUUGAGCGCGCUUUCGCUUCCUCGCUGAUGUUGGGGGACAUGCUGACCUCUGGGCGGGUCGUGCUGAAGCUGUGUGACGCAUCGGGAUUCAGCGAGACCUCCUUUGCCCAGAUGUACGUGUACCACUCCGAAACUGUUUUCUUUGUUUUUCGCAUCUUUUGGUGCUUUUGGGCUUUGGGAUCUUGUGGCGCUUCUUCACGGAUGCGGAGGCGUCACCGCUGCUUGAGAAGCUGGCUGGGACAUGGGGAUGGUGGCUCAUUGUUGGCACAUUCUUGACUUUCGUUGUGUUGUGUCUUUACUGGCUCAGCAAGAAGCUCAAAGGGAUCCAGCGGCGCCACCGUGAGUCGGCCCAGCGGGCCAAGGAUGGUGUGAGUCCGGUGAGUCCUCAAGGUGGUCGCAACCAGCAUGUCAUUGCGUUCGGACUCCUCGCGGGAGCAGCGUACCUUGUGGUCUUCUCAUUCAUCCUGUUGUCGACGGACAUUGUGCGUAUGCUUUCUCUGAGCUGCACGGCUGGGGCUGGGUUGCGGGUGUUCUGCAUGGUGCACCGGCACCGGUGAGUUGAGGUUGUCAUAUAUUAUAUGAUGCCCUGGAGAGCCGUACGUGGCACUCUUGGACCUUUUCAAUCGUGCGGCUUGCGAUGGAGGGAAAGGAACGUUGUGACGUCCUCCAGGACAGCACAGGAGCUUUGAAAGGUCCACCACGCGCGGCAAUUGAAACAGUGUUGCAGUUCCCGCGUUGCAAGAGACAGAUCAGGGCCCAAUCAGCGCUUGGAAUGGAAUACCCCCC